CCCUAGGUCUCCCUCUCCUUUCAAAAUCACAUAUAAUUUCGAGGUGUCUCUUGUGGGUUCAAUGUUUUGGAAGCUGCAAAACAACUGCGUGUGGCCCUCAGGAUAUACAGAGUCGUUGACAGAAAAGUCAACCAAAAACAUUUCCAGCGUACUACUGCUUACUAGAUCAGAUUUGAUGUUAUUGAUCAAUGCCUUUCCAUUUAGUUCUUCUCCCUUCUCCCUUCUCCUUUGCUCCAUGUUUUUUUAUUUAUCUUUCUCACACAAACUGUUUGUUAGGAUAGAUAGUUAGCCUUGUCGCAGCCUUAUACAAUCCCAGUAUCUCUCAGCACGCACCCCACCAUCUGAUCAGGCUAUCUUUACUUUUGUUGUCGGCUGGACAGUCAGACUUCCUCCCCCCCUUUCCAUCUCUUUCAUCCAUCAGAUUUCUCCCACAUGGUUAACUGCACACCCCCCCCC
Molecule: messenger RNA, 456 nt
Organism: Aspergillus alliaceus
Lineage: Eukaryota; Fungi; Ascomycota; Eurotiomycetes; Eurotiales; Aspergillaceae
Exons: 1
Coding region: 62-289 (75 amino acids)
Source: RefSeq, a predicted model, not a curated record